This is a messenger RNA of Racocetra fulgida, 337 nucleotides long. The record is from the annotation of a GenBank genome assembly. NCBI's taxonomy places the organism in Eukaryota, Fungi, Glomeromycota, Glomeromycetes, Diversisporales, Gigasporaceae.
AUGAUGAUGUUUCUAAUAAUGAUAUUGAAGAUAUCAAUAGUUCCAACAACGUUGAUCUUGAUAUUAGUUUUAAUAAUAAUGAUAAUAUUUUCAAUGAAGUUGAUGAACUUGCAGAUAAAGAUUCUACAAUUUUACCUUCAAAAGUAAUAUCAACUUUAGAAACGGAAUCUAAUGCAAUGUUUAAUUUAAGAGAAAAUAGUCCAAUUGAUUAUAACUUAGCAUUAGAUCUGGAAUCAAGAAAAAAAUUUGAUUUCUCAAAUAGAAUCUUAAGAUUGAAGCCAAUAACAGUUCCAGAUUCAAAAGCCAGAGCUUCAAAUUUAGGAUACAUGCCUCUAGG